AUGCGUCGGCGAUGCAUCGGAAUCUUGAGCAUUCGGGAGGAUCGUCGUGUAGUGUCUAUGGCCUCGAAGGCUCUUCUUGGACAAGGACGAUGUGGGCAAUCUCUAGAUCUCCUUGUGAAGUCUAAAGAUCAAUAAAAUGAGUCGUCGAAUCGUCUCCAGCAGCUAUCACCCAGUGGAGCAAAAAAACGGUGACUUUGCGGCUCUUCGGCGGCUGUCACCUGACGGAGAGGAGUUGGAUGGAGGUGGGGUGCGUGUCAAGGAGCUUCAUCCUCACGUCCGCACAGCAAGAAGAGACUUUUCAUCGCAUCCGGUAUGUUCUCAGGACGUGGCGACUCAUCUCUCAGCGGAUCGUCCUCUUCCCAAUGACAGCUUGUUCGUUGAUCAAUCAGAGGUGCUUUACUCAAUGGAUUCACGAUCUUUUUAUCACAAAUCGUUUGGUAAUUUUAGUAACAAUGCUCUGCGAAUUGUGUUGACGAGAUUUUCGCCAAUGAUUCAGUGAUUCUGAUGACUUAAUCCUUCACUAGCGACCUACAAGAAAGUCGCGAUAAUCAAAUAAAAAAUAUGAGUUUUGGCUCUAAGAGGAUUCGAACCCGCACCGGUUGCCUGCCUGCAUGAGAGAGAUUGACAUAAUCUCUUUCAAAUCUACAAACAGCUAGAUGGUUGUUCACACACAAAACACAUUAAACUUGGAAAAACUUACCUCAGCUUCUAUAUUUUUCUAAGGCUAGGUAAUUUCCUCCUUGAGUAUGCUUCUCCAAUAAUCUAGACUACGAAUCAACACUUGAAUCAACCGAAAACACAUCUAAAUCGAUGCGAAACCUCAAAGUUAUUUCAUUCAAGCCAACUAAAUGUCAAGGUAUUCAAAGUUAGGUUUUUCACCCCUAAAUGGUGGCAUAAAUGUGUAAGGGUUACACAAGGGUCUGAGAUUACACAUGUGGGGCUGAUCUAUACCUUUGUGAACUGAUAUAUCCUAGAUUAUUUGAUCUAAGGUUGUGAAUGAGUGAGGGGUUUUCCAUGUUUUUGGUCGAGAUGAGAUGAGAUGAGAGUUUAUUUCCUCUUGGGUUAAUUUGAAGUGUUGGAUUUGAAAGUCUUUUCAUAGCUGUAGGAUUUUCCUUAAUGUUGAGAUCCAUUGCACCCCUAGUAAGUAUGCUCCAUCUGCCAUCAAUCGUGCAGACACUCUUGAUGGCUUCGAAUCUCCUCCUUUGGUGAUGCUCCAUGUUAAUGCUUUGGCCCUUGGUUAUGUUGCAUUAUCUCCAGAUCAAAUCUCAUCCAUAGAAGUGUAUAUGACUUCCUAAAAAUCAUAAAAAGAUGUCAAAAAUUCUUGAAAUUUUCUUAUAUUAGUAAAAAAAUCAAUGAUGAUGGUUAAACUCAGCAAACAAAUUCUGAAAAAUUCUCUAAAAUGUUAAAACUUUAUAAAAAUUCAAAAAAAUAAGAAAUAUUUAUUUUUUAAUAUGAUAGCAUACUAGAUCAUAAAAUUUAAGCUCUUGAAUAGGAUAAUUCUUUUAUUUUCACAUGAUAAUCAACAUGUUAUCAGCUUGUAGAAAGUGUUGUUAUCUGAGGAGAAGUGAUCGCUCAAAAAUGUCAUAAUUAAGGUGUCAAAAAAAAAUUAUAAUGAAAAUUUGGAUGUCUACUUAAUGAUACUAAUCAAUAUAGUUUAAGGAGUAUCCAAGUCAAACCACAAGGAAUUAUCUAAACUAAGGAGACAUUUAACUUCUGAUCAUGAUUAAAUUUUUGCUGAAUAAUGAGAUGAGGAGAUAAAAAAGAGUUGACUUAGGCAAACUAAGGGGAGGGAAUAGAUAAAUCAUCUUUUGAUGAUUUUUGAAUCACCAAGAGAAUGAAAAUUAGGUGAGAAACAAAUGGUGAAAUGUGGGAUGAUUGUGAAUUCCUUAAUCCUAAUGUGCAUAAAUAAAAAUUCUAAUAUUUCUAGAUCUUCUUAUGUUAGUUAGGAGAUCAAUAGAAAGACUAAAUGAAACUACUCUACUCUUAAACUACUCCAUAAUCUUUCUUUAUCUCUCUCUACUUCUAGUUAAUACUCAACUUUGAUAAAUCAGUGCAAAAUAACAUGGAAGGAGAAGGAUCAAAAGAAGGAGAUAAAGUAUGCUAAAUCUGUCCUACCUUGCUCACUCUUGGAAAUGUAAUCAAUCUUGAUAAAUUAAGAGAUCCACAUAAACCAAGGGAAGUGAGAGAAGAGUUGAAGGGUUGGAUUAUAUCCUAUGAUUGACCUAGCGUCAUUCUAGGCAUCAAAGAAUCAAAUCCUUACCUACUAUUAAUUUGGAUCAACUCUUUAUCACUAAGAUGUUCUUAAGAAGAGAAUAUAAUAAGAAAAUAAAAUUUAUUCAUUAAAAAUGAAAUAUAAUACGUAAUGAAAGAAAAAAUACAUGAAAGAUACCACAUUUCCUAGAUUGGCUCAUUUGGAGUGCUCAAAUGGAUUUGUCCUUAGAUUUCCUAGAUUGGCUCAAAGAGUGAAGUUCAUGGAGAUGUCCUCUUCUCCCUUUUGAGUCCCCCGCUCCUAUAAACAAAAUGUCCAUCUCUGUCAUCUAGGUGGCUUUUUAUUUUCCCCUUAGCAUGCCCAUUCUCAGCCCUUGGAACCUGGGGGAGAGUGCACAACCCUUGGAUUAGAUUUCUCUCUCAAAUGGUAGCUAUGUUUGGUGGCACAAAACAUUGGAACCACCUAUGCCAACAACACUACAGUGCAUGCCGGCAUGACGUCGGUGCACACUAACUCAAUGCCCGUGCGUGGCAACACAAUGCCCACGUGCAUUGGAAUGGCACCUGCACAUGAUAGCAUGGUGCCUGCACACAUCGACAUAGUACCCACACUCAAAGGCGGCAUGGCAUGACAUGUGCAGGUGUGACAGCUAUGUUUGGCGGCACAAAACGUGCGCAUGCCAGCAUGUGGCAUGGUGACAUUACGCACAACUCUGAUGUGGCAACUCAAAGCCACAAGGGCAGAUGGUAAUGUCACAAGCAUGACAUCAUCCAAAGGAAAAGUAGAUGACAUCACUAUCCCAAUGUCAGCUAAAGUGGGAACUCUUAAUCUCAUACUAUAAAUGUGAGGAAAGCUAACCAAGAGAUCAUCUAUAAAGGACCCCUAGCCCCAUGUAUAAAGCACCUUUUGCUAUCAAAGAUUGUCUAUUGGGUCACAUUUCGAAUCGUUGGUAUUAGAUCACCUAGUGUUUGACAAAGGAGUUGUGUAAAGUGGCCUACUUCCUCAUCACAGUGGUAUCAGAGCUAGGUUGGUCUUUUCUAUCCCCUCUCAGUGUUCUUUACUUGUAAUAGUUAAAAGAUGGAGGUGGAGGGUAAGUUGAGUACGAGUGGUACCCAAGGGCAACAAAUUGCUUGAUUUGUUGAGCAGCAAGAGACCACAGCAAGGAUUGUGGAGGCCUUGUGGGCCUACUGAACCUACUACAAGUUGAGUCCAUUAGCUUAUGAGAGGAAAUGGAGGCAAGAGUGACCUAGGUAGGGAAAUAGGCCCAAGAGGUCGUAAACAUAGGGGAGCCCCUCUCAAGAAAGCUUGAUGAGGAACUCCAAUCAAUAAAUGAUCAGAAGGGGAAGAUGGCUACGUCUUAUGAAUCUUAGAAGAGGGAAAUUUCUACACUAUAGACAUCGUUUGUGGAAUGGAUGGCUGGCUUACAACACAAAAUAGAGGAGGUAGUGAACAACCUCCAAAUGAGGAAUUCUAAUACCCUAAGUGAUGUGACUUAGUUGUUGUAUAGUAAAUCACUCAAAUUUAAAAUUUAUAAAACUAGAAAAUACUAAUUUUUAAAUAUUUAAAAGUAUUUCUGAAUAAAUAUAUCAAUUAUAAUUUAAUUAAAGUUUUAAAAAUAGUAAUAAUUUUCUAAGUUGAUCAUAGGAAUGUAAUAUAAUAUUAGGUAAUUUUUCAGAAUUUUCCUCAAAGAAUAUAAGUUUUUACAAAUUUUAGAUAAGUAAUAUAAAAAAAUUUAUUUAAACUUCGUAAAAAAUGAAAAUAAGGAUACAGACAUCAAGAUGACAUCAUCACCUGAUGAUGCAAAUCAAACAAAAAUAGAGUUUUACCAGGUGAUUCCUACGUAAGUGAUUAUAUACGAUUUAAUUGAUUAAAUUAAGAUUUGUGAAAGCUAAAAGAAUCAUAAUUUAAUGAAGAAUAAUUUGAUAAAUUUAAAUCACACAAAUUAUCCAGAGUGAUAAUUAUGUUGAAAAUAGGAAAAUAGAGUUCCGGUGUUUUGGCGGUGAUGUGUCGACAAUACACCGGAAUCUUGAGUAUUUGGAAAGAUUGUUGUGUAGUGUUCAUGGCCUCGAAGUCUCUCCUUAGACGACAACAACAUGGGUAAUUUUUUAAUCUUCUUGCGAAGUCUAGAUAUUAACGAAAUAGGUCGUUGAUAAGUCUUAAUUAUCAUGAGUUAAUAAUUAGUAAAUAAUAUAAUUUUAGCCUUAACUCAUAAUAAAUAGACUUAUAUUCAUGUUAAAGUGUGAAAAGUACUUUUCAAUUGAUUAACGUGAAUUUUUGGGUAAUUAUGUGAUUUUAUACGAUUUUUACAGUCUUACUUUUGAGAUAAAUGAAGAACAAGAAAUAAAAAUAAAAAUAUUACAAAAUGGGGGGACCCGCCGACCAGCUGGGCCUGUAAGCGGGUCGGAAGCGCAGUCGAGGAGUAGCUGCGAGCAGGGGCUCGAGCGGCUUGAACCGAUGGGGGCACGUGUGCGCCACUCCCCUUCCAUGUCACUGGUGGCCAGCCAGCUAUAGGGCAAGGUGUGGUCGUACACGCGCGAGAAAGGGACUUUGCUUAGAAAUGUAACAUUACUAUAUAUUCGCCCGAAAAUUCAGCACACAACUGAUGUGGGACUAAACCCGUCACCUUCCUCAAAAGAGGCGGGGGCAACCGGCACGAGUUCGAAUCCUCCCAGAGCCAAAACUCAUAUUUUUAUCUAAUUAUCGUGACUUUCCUGCAAAUCGCCGGUGAAGCAUUAAGCAACCAGAAUCGCUGGAUCAUUGGCGAAAAUCUCGUCAACGCGAUUCGCGGAGCAUUGUUACUCAAAUUGCUGAAGGAUUCGCGAUAAAAGGAUAGCGAAUCCAUCGAGUAAAUCAUCUCCGAUUGAUCGACAAACAAGCCGUCGUCGGGAAGAGGACGAUCCGCUGGGAGACGAGUUGCCACCUCCUGAGAGCGUACUAGAUGCAAUGAAGAGCCUCCUCUUGCUACGCAGACCUGAGGAUGAAGCUCCUUGACAUGCUCCCCACCUCCAUCCAACUCCUCUACAUCGGGUGACAGCCGCCGAAGAGCCGCAAAGUUGUUAAUUUUUCGCUCCGCCGGGUGACAGCCGCCGGAGACGAGUCGACAACCCAUUUCAUUAAUCUCUAGACUUUGCAAGGAGAUCUGGAGAUUGCCCAUGUCGUCUUUGUCUAAGGAGAGCCUUCGAGGCCGUGGACACUACACGACGAUCCUCCCGAAUGCUCAGGAUUCUGGUGCAUUGUCGACGCAUCGCCGUCGCGACGCUAGAACUCUGUUUUCCUACUUUCAACUUAAUUUACGCUUCAUUUAGUGAUACUUUGUGUGAUUUUAAUUUACCAAAAUAUACUUCGUUCAAUUACGAUUCUUCCGGCUUUUGCAGAUCUUAAUUUGAUUAAUUAAAUCAUCUGUAAUCGCUUACGUAAGAAUCGCCGAGCGGAACUCUGUUUCUGCCCGAUUUGCAUUCACCGGGUGCUGACGUCAUCCUGACGUCCGCACCCUUAUUUCCUUUUUUUCGUGAAUUUUAAAUAUAUUUCCUUUUCAUUUCCUAGUAUAAAAUUCAUAGAAAAUCGUAUUCAUUGAGGAAAAAUCUGAAUAAUUACCAAAUAUUAUAUCACAUCCUUGUGAUCGACCUGGAAAAUUACCGCUAUUUUUUGGAAGUUUUGUUGAAUUAUAAUUGAUAUAUUUGUUCAGAAAUACUUCUAAAUAUCUAAAAAAUCGUAUUUUCUAGUUUUAUAAAUUUUAGAUUUGCGUGAUUUAAUAUACAAUGAUUAAGUCACGUCAAAUUUUGGUGCCGUUGCUGGAGAUGUAUUGCAUAAUAUUUAGUAUUUUUCUAUUUUUCUCUUAGAGUACAUAAAAAAAAUAUAACUCUUGUUUUAUUUUCUUUUUGCUGAUUUUUUUUUAAGAAAAAGGGAACGAAAAAAAGCAAGGCAAGGACUGGAGCAUACUGAAGGAGGGUAACAAUUAUUAAACUUUUCUCUCGAAUUUAUUGAUUUUUUAUGCAUGGUAGAAGAUCCUUGCAUCCAAGGCUAGAAAAUCCUUUCAUUAUUUCAUUCAAGAUUAAAAAUCUGAAAGAAAAAUUAAUUUUGAUGGAUCCUGAAGGAAGUACAGGUCAAACUGAGAACAAUCCUAUGGCCAUGAAAAAUCAUUAUAUCCCUGAUUCAUUUCAAAGAGCAUCAAAUAUUAGAGUCCCAUUAGCACCCACUGUUAAAUUCAAAAUAAAUCCAGGAAUUUUUCAAAUGCUCCCUAAUUUUCAUGGAUUGCCUUUAGAGGAACCUCAUCAGCACUUAGAAAAAUUUCAUAUGGUCUGUGAUUUAGUUAAUCUCCCUCAAGUUACACCGGAAAUUAUUAAGAUGAAAUUAUUUCCUCAUACACUUAGGGACAAAGCUAGCCAUUGGCUAUCCACAUUAGAUAGAGAAUUAACUAGCUGGAAAGACAUAGAACAUGCCUUUCUUUGAAAAUUUUAUCCCUUAAAAAAAACCCAAAAUAUAAGAAAACAUAUAUGGAGUUUUUCUCAAAAAUCAGGAGAAACUUUACAUGAGACAUGAGAAACAUUCAAAGAUUUACUUAGAAAGUGUCCUCAUCAUGCUAUACCCAAGUGGCAGCUCAAUAGAAUUUUUUAUGAUGGAUUAUUAGAACAACAUAGAAAUAUGGUUGAUUCUAUAUGUGGAGGAGCUUUUAUGGAGAAAACCCCUGAUGAGAUUUACAAUUUUUAUGAGAAUUUAAGUGAAAAUUCUAGAGAUCAAGCCUCUUUUGAAUUAUAUGAUAGGGAUAAGAAGAGAGGAAUUUAUGAAUUGCAUCAUGAUGAUGAUUCUAAACUUAGAAAUGAGGUUAAUCAGAUUAAUCAAAGAUUAGAAAAACUUGAUUUACUUAUUGACAAUAUUAGAAAGCUUCUUAACCCUCAAUUUAAUUCAAAUAAUAGAUGUCCUAUGUAUAGUGAGAAUGAUUAUUCUGAAUUUCAAUGUUAUAAUUUAGAUUAAUCAUUUCACCCUAAGCAAGAACAAGUGCAAGUAGCUCAUGGUUUUAAUAGAAAUAGGGAACCUUUUUCAAAUUCUUAUAAUCCUAAUUGGAGGAAUAAUUUUUCAUGGAGAGACCCAAAUAAUAUUUAAAAUCCAAAAGCACUUAGACCCAAUUCAAACUCUAAAUUUAGUCCAAAACAAGAAAACAGAUUUCAAAAAAAUCUGCCCUCUCAAACCCAACCUGAUACUAUGGAAAUGAUGCAGCAAAUGAGCCAAAUGAUGCAACAAACUAUGAAUCAAAUGAUGCUGCACCAGAAACAAAUUAUACAGGCCUUUGGGAAUAAGAGAGAAGAGGGACAGCUACCUAGUCAGCCCAUAAAAAAUUCAGGGAACUGUCCAACAAUAGGAUUUCAGCAAGGGGAGUCUAGUAGCAUGAAUCUAGGAAAAAACCCACGAAAUGAAAAUGUUAGGACAGUGAAUACAUUAAGGAGUGGUAAGAUCUUACCUAAUCCUUAUCCCCAAACAUUAGAAGAAAAAGAAAAUGUGGACAACCCAAAACAAAAUCAAAUAGGAGUAGAAGAGGAUUUUAUAGAUUCUACCAAGAAAAUUUCGAAAGAGAGGACAACCAUUCCAUUUCCUAAAGCUCUAGAGCCUAGACAAAGAAAGAAAAAGGAACACAAUGAAGAAAUAAAGAAAAUUUUACAAGAUGUGCAAAUUAGUCUUCCUUUACUCACUGCCAUUGAACAUAUUCCUGAAUAUACUAGAGUUUUGAAAGAGAUGUGUACACCAAAAAGGGCACCUAGAGUAGAAAAAUUAUCUAUGCAUGCUAGUGCAUUAUUAUUAAAUCAAUUACCAUAUAAAUUGAGAGAUACAAGUGUCCCUUUAAUUUCGUGUGAUAUUGGUGGAUCCAUUUUUCAGAAUGCAUUACUUGACACCGGUGCUAGUAUUAAUUUAUUACCUGUAAGUAUUUGUGAUAAAUUUAAUAUUUCUGAUAUUAAACCUUCUACUAUUACCUUACAAUUUGCUGAUAGAUCCAUAAAACAUCCUAAAGGUAUUUUAGAAAAUGUGAUAGUGAUAGUUAAAGGGUGUAAAUUUCCAGCUGAUUUUGUAGUGCUGGAAAUGGAUUUUAAUGGACAGUUUUAUGAUACACCAAUCAUCCUAGGGAGACCAUUUUUGCAUACAGCAAAGAUGAAUAUUGAUUUUUCCACAAGUAUUACGAAAAUUUCAUGUGGAGAUCAAUCAGUAGAAAUUAAAAUUUUUGAGGUAUCAAAUGAUCUUAAGAAAUCCCAAGUAUAUGAUUGUCAUAUCAUAGAUCUUCUAGAUGAUUUUGAUGAUCCAGAUGUUAUUGAUGACUGUGUGCUGGAAGAAUUAGAGGAAAUAGAGAAUAUAAAUUUGGAAGAAAAGAAAGAGGAAGAUCAUCUGAAUUUAGAGUUGAAACCUCUUCCCUCUAGUUUAAAAUAUAUGUUUUUGGAGGAAAAUAAUUCAUUUCCUGUUAUUAUUGCAGCUGAUUUGAGUGAUGAACAGGAAGAAGAAUUAUUAGAUGUACAUCGAAAAAAUAAGAAGGCUAUGGGCUGGAAAAUAGACGAUCUAAGGGGCAUUGAUAUGAGUAUAUGCAUACAUAGUAUAUAUCUAGAGGAGGGGGCUAGAACUAGCAAGGAACCACAACGAAGAUUAAAUCCUAACAUGAUGGAAAUUGUAAAAAAAGAAAUUUUAAAGUGGCUGGCUGUUGAUAUUAUUUAUCCUAUUUCAGAUAGCAAAUGGGUUAGUCCUACACAAAUAGUGCCAAAAAAAUCAGGGAUCACGGUUAUAAAAAACGAAAAUGGGGAUGAAAUACAAACAAGAUUAACUACCGAUUGGAGGGUUUGCAUUGAUUAUAGAAAAUUAAAUUUAGUUACUAGAAAAGAUCAUUUUCCCCUACCAUUUACUGAUCAAAUUCUAGAAAAAUUAGCUGAAAAUUUAUUUUUUUGUUUUCUAGAUGGAUACUCUGGUUAUAAUCAAAUUUAUAUAAACCCUUUAGAUCAAGAAAAAACAACUUUCACUUGUCUAUUUGGUACUUUUGUUUUUAAACGCAUGCCUUUUGGUUUGUGUAAUACUCCAACCACAUUUCAAAUAUGUAUGUUGUCUAUUUUUUCUGAUAUGAUUGGAAAAUGCAUGGAAAUUUUAAUGGACGAUUUUUCUGUUUUUGGUGAAUCAUUUGAUGAAUGCUUAAAUCAUUUACAGCAUGUACUUGAGAAAUGCAUAGAGAAAAAAUUAGUUUUGAGUUGAGAGAAAUCACAUUUUAUGGUUAGAGAGGGAGUUGUGUUGGGUCAUAUUGUGAGUGAAAGUGGUUUAGAGGUGGAUAGAGCAAAAAUUGAUAUUAUAUCUAAAAUAAAACCUCCAAAUUCAAUAAAAUAGAUUAGAACUUUCUUGGGUCAUGCAGGUUAUUAUAGAAAAUUUAUUUAAGAUUUUUCAAAAAAUUCUAAACCUCUCACCAUGCUAUUAUCUAAAGAUGUGCCUUUUAAUUUUGAUGAGAAAUGUUUUGAGUCUUUUUCUGAAAUAAAAAGAUUACUUACUGAGGCACUUAUUUUACAAGCUCCUAAUUGGUCCCUUCCUUUUGAAAUAAUGUGUGAUGCAUCAAAUUAUGCAGUGGGGGCCAUUCUAGGACAAACAAAAGAGUCAAAACCCAUAGUAAUUUCAUAUGCUAGUAAAACUAUAUCCGAUGCUCAAUUAAAUUAUACCACGACUGAAAAAGAGUUGUUAGCUAUAGUAUUUUCAUUAGAAAGGUUUAGAUCAUAUAUUUUGGGAGCUAAAAUUAUUAUUUAUACUGAUCAUGCAGUAUUAAAAUAUCUGUUAAAUAAGAAAGAUGCAAAGCCACAUUUAUUAAGAUGGAUUUUAUUGUUAUAGGAAUUUGACUUAGAAAUAAAAGAUAAAAAAGGUUUCACGAAUGUUGUUGCUGACCAUCUUUCUAGAUUAAGUGAUACAGGAAUAAAUGUAGCACCUUUACAAGAUGCAUUUUCAGAUGAACAAUUGAUGGCAGCUCAACAUCAACCAUCACCAUGGUAUGCACAUAUUGUUAAUUUUCUGGUUUCUAGAAAAACUCCAGAAUAGUGGGAUAAGAAUAGAAAACAUCAUUUCUUUUCUAAGAUUAGAAAUUAUUUUUGGCAUGAUCUUGAUUUAUAUUAGUUGGGCAAUGAUCAAAUUUUAAGGAGAUGUAUUCCUGAAGAAGAAUAUCAUAACAUUAUUAACAUGUGCCAUUCAUCUAAUUGUGGAGGACAUUUCUCUGGACGAAAAACAGCUGCAAAAAAAUUUCAGUGUGGUUUUUAUUGGCCUACAAUCAUUAGAGAUUCUAUAGAAUUUAGUAGAACAUGUAUUUCAUGUCAAUCUAUAGGUAACAUGAGUAAAAAAGAUGAAAUACCCAUGAGUAACAUGUUAGUAGUUAAAAAUUUUGAUGUAUGGGGAAUAGAUUUCAUGGGUCCCUUCCCAUUAGCUGAAAAAUAUGAAUAUAUUUUUCUUGCUGUUGAUUAUGUGUCGAAGUGGGUGGAAGCUAUUCCUACUAGAACUAAUGAUCAUAAAAUCGUAAUGAAAUUUGUGCAGAAAAAUAUUUUUUCGAGAUUUGGAUGUCCUAGAGUAAUUAUUAAUGAUGCAGGAACACAUUUUACAAAUAAACAUUUCAGGGAACUAUUGAAAAAAAAUGGAGUACACCAUAGAGUAGCCACUCCAUAUCAUCCCCAAACAAAUAGGCAAGCUGAAGUAGCAAACAAGGAAAUUCAGAGAAUUUUGAGAAAAAUAGUUAGACUAGAUAGAAAAGAUUGGCCCACAAAAUUACAAGAUGCAUUAUGGGCUUAUAGAACAGCUUAUAAAAAUCCCAUAGGUAUGUCCCCAUUUCGUCUCAUUUUUGGAAAGCCAUGUCAUCUUCCUGUGGAAAUAGAGCAUAAAGCAUUAUGGGCUAUAAAAAAUUUAUGUAUGAAUGAAAAAUCAACUGGUGGGCAUAGAAUUUUUCAGCUACAUGAACUAGAGGAGUUGAGGAAUGAAGCUUAUGAAAAUCAUAGAAUAUAUAAAGAAAAAACUACAACUUUUCAUGAUAAAUACAUUAGCAGAAAAAAAAUUGAUGUUGGACAAAAAGUGUGGUUAUAUGAUUCUAGGCUGAAAUUAUUCCCAGGAAAAGUAAAAUCAAAAUGAAAAGGGCCUUAUGUGGUGGAAGAGACAUAUGAUCAUGGGGCUGUAAUGAUUAAAGAUCCUAAAAGUGAUCAUAACUUUAAGGUAAAUGGACCGGCUUAAACAUUACAUAGAACAUGAACGCCUUGCAGAAAAAUAAAAUUUAUUAUUAAAAGAAAUUCAAGACUAAGAUCAAGGAGUCCAGCUGGAGACAUUAAAUUCAGUGCUACAUGAGAGGCAACCCAUGGUUUUUAUUUUAUUCUGUUUAAUUUUUUUAAGCUCUGCUUUUCUUAGAAUUUCGCAAUACUUGUUUUUGUAUUUGUUUUUUCGAAAAAGUGCAAGAGGAGGAGUGUAAGAUGAAGUGGAAAAUUAAAAACGAGGUUGAGGUGAUGUCUUUCUGAGCUUUAUCAUUUAUGACAAUAUUUUUAAUACUUAACUUUGCAUAUAUGCAUGCUUCACUUGAAAAUUAUAUUUUCUGCAUAUUUCAUUUUGAGUUUUCUGUGUCAUUGAGGACAAUGUCAUUUUUAAGUUGGGGGGUGAAAUAUUCAUUAUUAAUUUAUGUUGUAGGAUGAUUAAGAACAUGUGUUUGUAUUAGAACAACAACUGAAAAAAUAAAAAAUAAAAUAAAAUUCGGAAAAACUGCAACAUCUAUUUUCUAGUUUUCUGUUAGGAACAACAGACUAUCAAAAACAGCAGACAAAAAAUAGCCCGAAAUUUGAAAUUCUAGAGACCCUUUUCUCACAUUUCAAUCCCCUAGACAUAUAUUACUGAAAUUCGAAAUUACAGCUAUAAAGAGGAUAGUUUUGAUUUAUUUAUGACAAAUUUAUUGUUGCAAAAAACAGAACUGAAAACAGAAAAUGAACUGUCAGAACUAUCUAAUUUAUAAAUUUCUUACAUCAUAUUGCAUGCAUGAAAAAUUAAAUCAAUUAGAUUGAUUGAUACCAAAAGAUACUAGGAAGAUUAUUAUUGAGUCAAAAGAAUGAUCUAAUAGCAUGAAAUGUGGGAAUACUCCUUGGAUACAUGAUAGAUAACAUGGAUUUGAUUUUACAGAUUCUCACUUCAUGAUCUUGAUAGAUAAUAUUUACUUGAUAUGAAAAUUUGAGUGAUCAUUUGAGUUUAAUAGAGAUUUUUGCACCCUGAUCUAUAAGACUUAUGAGGAGAAAUCACUUAUUUUGAAAAAAAGAAAGAGAGCAAUGUGAAAAAUCUAGAAACGAAGAGUACACAUGGAGGGUGUGAGACAUCAUUCUCAUUGUCGAAAAUUGUGUAUAGAAAAACACUUGCUGCAAAAUAAGUGGAUAAAGUGAAAGCCCUGAAAAUGAAGAGUACACAUGGAGGGUGUGAGACAUCAUUCUUAUUGUCGAAAUUUGUCUACAAGAAAAGCUACUUAUCCACUAUAUAUAUAUUAAGAAAAAAAAAAAAGAAUGAAGAAAUAUAGUGCACACUUCAAAAAUCAAGCCAUAGAAAAAGGGAAAUGUAGGAUCUAUAUUAUUCUUGGAUGAUUAUUGAUAAUUGGAACAUCUUGUAAAUAUAUCUAUGAUUGAAGAAGUGAUAAAGAUGUGAAUAGAAGAAGUGAAGUCUAGAUUGUUAUUCCAAGGAGUGCUUAAACAUUUAAGUGCUUGACAUCAUUCUUAAAUACUUGAUAUAAGAGUCCAAAGUGUCUAAAGGUGCAUCAUUUCUAAUUGUAUUUUUUUAUGUAUUGAAAUAUGAUGUUUGAGAUUUUUAUUUUUGUAAUUCCAUUGCUAAGGGACUAGCAAUGGUUUAAGUUGGGGGGUGUGAUAAGUCUUCAUUAUCAUGAGUUAAUAAUUACUAAAUAAUAUAGUUUUAGCCUUAACUCAUGAUAAAUAGACUUAUAUUUGUGUUAAAGUGUGAAAAGUGGUUUUCAGUUGAUUAAUGUGAAUUUUUGGGUAAUUAUGUGAUUUUAUACAAUUUUUACAGUCUUACUUUUGAGAUAAAUGAAGAACAAGAAAUAAAAAUAAAAAUAUUACAAAAUGGGGGGACCCGCCGACCAACCGGGCCUGCAAGCAGGUCGGAAGCGCAGUCGGGGAGUAGCCGCGAGCAGGGGCUUGAGCGGCUUGAACCGAUGGGGGCACAUGUGCACCACUCCCCUUCCAUGUCACCGGUCACCAACUAGCUGUGGGGCAAGGUGUGGUCGUACACGCGUGAGAAAUGGACUUUCCUUAGAAAUGUAACAUUACUAUAUAUUCGCCCGAAAAUUCAGCGCACAACUGAUGUGGGACUAAACCCGUCACCUUCCUCAGAAGAGGGGGGGCAACCGGCACAGGUUCGAAUCCUCCCAAAGCCAAAACUCAUAUUUUUAUCUGAUUAUCGCGACUUUCUUACAGAUCGCCGGUGAAGGAUUAAGCAACCAGAAUCGUUGGAUCAUCGGUGAAAAUAUCAUCAACGCAAUUCGCGUAGCAUUGUUACUCAAAUUGCUGAAGGAUUCGCGAUAAAAAGAUCGCGAAUCCAUCAAGUAAAUCAUCUCCGAUUGAUCGACGAACAAGCCAUCGUCAAGAAGAGGACGAUCCGCCGGGAGACGAGUCGCCACCUCCUGAGAGCGUACCAGAUGCAAUGGAGAGCCUCAUCUUGCUGUGCGGACUUGAGAAUGAAGCUCCCUAACAUGCGCCCCACCUCCAUCCAGCUUCUCUAAGUCGUGUGACAGCCGCCAAAGAGCCGCAAAGUUGCUGUUUUUCCGUUCUGCCGGGUGAGAGCCGCCAGAGACGAGUCGACAACUUAUUUCAUUAAUCUCUAAACUUCGCAAGGAGAUCUGGAGAUUGCCCACGUCGUCUUUGUCUAAGGAGAGCCUUUGA
Messenger RNA from Spirodela intermedia, 14100 nucleotides. The record is from the annotation of a GenBank genome assembly. Lineage: Eukaryota; Viridiplantae; Streptophyta; Magnoliopsida; Alismatales; Araceae.